Messenger RNA from Macadamia integrifolia, 964 nucleotides. Its product is annotated as ethylene-responsive transcription factor 4-like. Gene Ontology annotation, biological process: regulation of DNA-templated transcription. The transcript has a single exon. Gene Ontology annotation, molecular function: DNA-binding transcription factor activity; DNA binding. The record is from RefSeq and is a predicted model, not a curated record. Bases 126 to 890 code for a protein of 254 amino acids. NCBI's taxonomy places the organism in Eukaryota, Viridiplantae, Streptophyta, Magnoliopsida, Proteales, Proteaceae.
CACAUCCCCUCCCAGUGUACCUUGGAUCGUCUCCCUCUCUCAAGUUUACCCUUUACUUUCUCUCCUGUGAUAGAAAUAGAAAAGGUUGAACAAAGCAAGUAAAAGCACACAGUCGAACAGAAAAGAUGGCUCCUCGUGAUAAGUCUAAUGGGGCAGUUAAGGGAGGCAGUGGCGGAGUUACAGGUAGCGGUAAGGAGGUGCAUUUUAGGGGGGUGAGGAAGAGACCAUGGGGUCGUUAUGCGGCGGAGAUCAGGGAUCCUGGGAAGAAGAGUCGUGUCUGGUUGGGAACCUUCGAUACGGCGGAGGAGGCGGCGAGGGCUUACGACGCUGCCGCCAGAGAUUUUCGGGGUUCUAAGGCCAAGACUAACUUCCCUUUGCCUUCUGAUGGUAACAACAUCAAUAGCAACCAGAGUCCCAGCCAGAGCAGUACAGUUGAGUCUUCCAGCCCGGAUGGUUUUUCUCCGGCACCGAUCGCACCUCCCUCUCCCUUGGACCUCGAUCUGCUAUACCGUGGUGCUGGCGGCGGGAAUGGCGGUGGCGCUGGGUUCGGCUUAAGAUUUCCGAUCCAUCAACACUCUCAUCCACAUCAACAGCAGGCGGCGGCUGUGGCGACUGCCGGCGUUGGAGUAUUGCCGACCGCACAUCCGCUUUUCUUUUUUGACGCGUUUGUUCGGUCGGAGAACAUGGGCAUGAAACACAUGAACCAUCACCGUCUGAGGUUCGACCCAGCUGCUGCUGAUUUUCAGGCUGCUUUUGGCGGUUGCGGUGGUGGAGGAGCCCAGAGCGAUUCCGACUCGUCCUCAGUUGUCGAUUUCAGCCACCACUCACAUAGCCCUCCUAGGAGACUAGAUCUUGACCUGAACCUUCCCCCUCCGCCGGAAGUUGCUUGAUAACUCAAUCUGAACGUCCUGCGCCUCGCCGGUUCAGAUCGGGCUUUUUUUCCCCAAAAAUAUUCUUCUUUUUU